AUGCUGAUUAGGUGUGAAGUACCUAUAAAGGAGAACUGCGGCCUUUGUACCAAGGCCCGCUCCGUCCUGUCUGACGUUUGGGACACUCGCCCCUUUGCUUUCAAAGAGAUCGACAUUAUCAAGCCGGAAGCACAAGGCUGGAGAGACCUUUAUGAUUUAGACGUUCCUGUCAUUCACAUUAGCAAGGCCAAAGCUCCGGAGGAAGAGCCCAAGCUUGCGUCACAGGCUCUCAAGCUUAUGCAUCGUUUCACCCCAGAGGAAGUCAAGGCAAAGAUGGAUGCUGCCGAGAAAGCGUGA
Phaeoacremonium minimum UCRPA7 is the source of this 297-nucleotide messenger RNA. Its product is annotated as putative glutaredoxin domain-containing protein. The record is from RefSeq and is a predicted model, not a curated record. The transcript has 3 exons. Lineage: Eukaryota; Fungi; Ascomycota; Sordariomycetes; Togniniales; Togniniaceae. The coding region runs from base 1 to 297 and encodes 98 amino acids.